CGCUUCCAUAAACAAGACGACUGCCAGGGUUAGCCACCAGUCCUGUGUGCCUCUGGGCUGAGUCUCCCUCUGAGGGAGACAGACAUACUGACAGAGAAAGUGAGCGUAGUACGAGAGAGGGAGAAAGUUAGAGAACAGGAAAGAGGGGAGCCAGAAAGACAGGAAUACCCAUCAGAAGUUAGAGAGACAGGCAGGAAUUGACAGAGGAAGAGGAGAAGGGAGAGUAACAGACGGACUGAAUUGAGAACCAGUCUCUCUUUUUCUUCACGAAGUCAUGGCUGAGAACAACACAAAUCUCUUUCUGGAAAUACUUCAGUCCUUUGAUGCCUUCCCUCUGAUCAUAGCUUUCUGUGUGUCCAUUGCUGUGGGCCUGGUGUUGGGGGCCUUGGUUUAUGUGAUUUUGACCUGGAUGUCCCGACGCAGAGCCGGUUCUGCCAGCAUCACCCGCCGCACUCCUCGCCAAUCACGCACGUCUUCCCGUAGCCGUCCAGGUUUUAACCGCAACAGCAGCUACGACCGGCGCAGCAACAACAGUUUGGUCAGUGCUGCUUUCAGCUUCCACCGCCAGACUUCCUCCCCGGACCACCUCGACCCACUGGGGCACAAAUCCAGCUUCAGGGCCUCUACCUUCCACCCGCUCCUGCAGUGCAGCCAAAUUGCAAGGGAGGCAGAGGAAGGGAGCCAGACCACUCUGCCUCGUACACCAACUCUGACCAUGUCCACUGGAUCAGCUCAAACAGCAGCUCAGCCGGCUGCCACCCCACCCAGACCCGAGUCAUUUUGGGGGAACAAUGGCCUGAGGGGUUUCAAUGCUACACAGACCCCACCUCCAGCCUAUGAGAGCAUUAUUAGAGCAUAUCAGGAAACAUGCACCUGAAGGAGUAAGUGCACCCACAUGACUCUUUACUAAAUGAGCCCAGAGUGGUAAAUGGAUUUACAAAUGAUUUCAGACUGAACAUGUAUCGAUGAUGAUGAUGAGGAUUUAUAUGACAAGAUGAUGCAGAGUGGAGCCAACAAGGACAUCAACGUUGUUUAAACUACAAAAGGUUCUGUGUGUAUUUUAGUUUCUUAAUAUAUAUCUGGUAUUGAUUAGGCAUACUUCUAUCAUAAAAUAACAGACAGUUUUUUUACCUUGUGUGAUUCUGUACUGUCCUGUAUUUCACCCUCACUGUUGCUGCUUUAACUCCUGAAUUUCCCCACGGGGAUAAAUAAAGGUCCAUCUUAUCUUAUCUUCACUCUCAGCAGAGUGACAAUGGUUGCUAAUGAAAUUCAGUCUGUAUUCAGUGGUGAUUGACACUCGUGUAUACCUAAACAGAAUCUUUGUUUGUUUUAGACAAGGCAAAAACCGACAAAUAUAUAAAAAUACAAAAACGUACUGGUCAUUAGGCAAGUACGACGCAGGGGAAGACUUCUUCUUUGUCACAGCAAAAAAAAUGAUGUAUGUGUAUCCCAAAAGAAAGUAAAUGUUUGUGUGUUAACUUGUAUACGUUGAGUCAUGAACGUAUGUAAAACUCUGAUGUUUAAUGUUUUUAUUGCUGUCUCACACAUGUUUUUUAUUGACUUUUGGUUUAUGGGAUUGUGUGGCAUUCAAAGUAAUUAAGUAUGUCUGCGAUUGCAAGAACAGUAUGUGUGAGCUGGAGAGAGAUUGGGCAUUAGGUGUCAACAGUUUUGUGUUUUAUGUUUGAAAUUACAUUACUGAAUUUUGCUCAUAAGUUAAUUAAUUAAAUGCUAGAAUCAAAAAGUAUGAUGAGUUUUUUAUGCAAAAACUGUGGUUUCUAGUCUGUUUUCCAAUACAAACAAAGCACUGCCCUUAACUUGCAUAAGGGAACACAAGAUAUGGAAAUUAUGUCGUGAAAAUAUUGCACCACAAUAAAGUAUUAAAAAUAAAAGUA
This is a messenger RNA of Gymnodraco acuticeps, 1892 nucleotides long. RefSeq names its product myc target 1a (gene myct1a). Lineage: Eukaryota; Metazoa; Chordata; Actinopteri; Perciformes; Bathydraconidae. The coding region runs from base 275 to 877 and encodes 200 amino acids. Gene Ontology annotation, cellular component: nucleoplasm. The record is from RefSeq and is a predicted model, not a curated record. The transcript has 2 exons.